Molecule: messenger RNA, 630 nt
Organism: Meyerozyma guilliermondii ATCC 6260
Lineage: Eukaryota; Fungi; Ascomycota; Pichiomycetes; Serinales; Debaryomycetaceae
Product: aminoacyl-tRNA hydrolase
Exons: 1
Coding region: 1-630 (209 amino acids)
Molecular function (GO): peptidyl-tRNA hydrolase activity
Source: RefSeq, a predicted model, not a curated record
AUGUACAUUUGCAAGGUUUCAAGCUAUGGAAAAGUAAUACGAAUUGGCUACAGGCUACUCUCCACCCGAUCUGGCGGCGUUCUAGUAGUCUCUAUUGGAAACCCAGAACCCCAAUACAAGGAUACAAGGCAUAACGUUGGUCAUUGGAUAAUUAAUGAAUUGCAUAGAAAUAAUGUUCCAAUUGAAUACGGGCCGUGGGCAGAUGACAAGACAUUCGGUGGAGAGAUUAGCACUUCUAGUGAUGGGAAUGUCGUCUUGGCAAGGUCAAUUGGUUCUUAUAUGAAUACCCAAGGAAAACCAGUUUCUAAAAUAACUCAACGAUAUGGAAAAGACAAGACCUUGUUGGUUGUACACGAUGAGCUACAAAAAGAUCUUGGAAAAUUACAGCUUCGUGGACCAGGUACAAGUGCUAGAGGACACAAUGGGCUAAAGUCAAUUGAUAGUGCCAUGGGGAACAAAUAUACCAAACUCUCAGUGGGUAUUGGACGACCAAAUAAAGGUCAAAAGGAGGUAUCAGACUACGUAUUGUCAAAGUUUACCACAAGUGAAAGAGCUGAGCUCGAAAAAGUCUUAGAGAAGGCUUCUGUGCUUGUCAGCCAAGUGAUAAACGAUAGCAUAAAUCACAAGUGA